Messenger RNA from Megalobrama amblycephala (Wuchang bream), 11886 nucleotides. RefSeq lists its product as uncharacterized. Gene Ontology annotation, molecular function: protein binding. The coding region runs from base 1 to 11145 and encodes 3714 amino acids. Lineage: Eukaryota; Metazoa; Chordata; Actinopteri; Cypriniformes; Xenocyprididae. The transcript has 31 exons. The record is from RefSeq and is a predicted model, not a curated record.
AUGCUCUACCAAUACAUGCUAUACCAUAUUCUCGAGAAGAAUAUUGCUGAACCAUUUGAUAGACAGAUUUCAUUCCGAAAUGAGGUGCUAUCUCCAGAUAUCAGCACAUUUUCAGCCACUCUGCUGACAGAAGACCACUACAGAUGCUCAGUGUGCACAGAGAUCUUUAAGGAUCCAGUUUCCAUCCCCUGUGGACACAGUUACUGCAAACACUGCAUUGAGAUCUACUGGAGCAAACCAACUCAAGCUGGAGGUUACGCUUGUCCUCAGUGCAAAAAGAGAUUCAGAAGUCAUCCUGUGUUGAGUGUCAAUGUUGCUUUGUCUAAACUGAUUGAGGAACUCCAGAAGGCAGGAUUUAGUCCUGCUCUUCCUGCUCACUGCUAUGCUGGACCUGAAGAUGUUCCCUGUGAUAUCUGUGCUGAGAUGAAGCUCAAAGCUGUUAAAUCCUGUUUGACCUGCACUGCAUCUUACUGUGAGACCCACAUCAGACAACACUACACAGUACCAGCACUGCAGAGACACAACCUGGUGGAGGCUAUUAUGUCAAUACCUGACAUUAAGGACAUCAAGGAGAUCAAAGAGCUUCAAGACGGAGUCAUUGAAGAGAUUUCAAUGGAUGAAAAAGCUGAAACUUUUCAUCCAACUAAGUGCUUCUACAGUGGGUUUUCCUGUAAUGAUUUGCCUAUGGAUGUAACUGAGAUUGCGGCACUUGGACGUCCUUUAGAUCUUGGAAUGUUGUAUGACUGUCGGAAUGAUUCAUUUACUUCAGAUGGUAAUCUUUUGGGUAAACACACUGUAACAAGAAACAGAAUAUCUUGGCCCCAACUGAAAACACAUCUAAAGGUUCUGGAAGAUGACUCCCUUCAGGAGAGAUGCAAAGCAUUUGAAAUGUCACCUAUGUUACGAGUAAGUGCUCUGUGUGGUCUUAUGGAGCUAAAUGGAGCUGCAGCUUUUCUGAAUCACCCAGUUCAGUCUCAACAUCAGGACAGAUUUACACUACACUAUAAAACCACCACCAGACUGGACAUGAUCAGCCAAAGACUGUUACAGGAAGGAGCUCCUACCUCAGCCAUUAAUGCAACCACAGCUACACAUGUGAUCAUCGCCGUGUUCUAUGGAGCUCAAGCAUUCUUUGUUUUUGAUAAUGAGAGAAUCAGCACAGAGAGAAAUACAGAAAUGGAAAAUGUUAUCAAGAAGCUUACCACCACUCUCAGUGCAAGAGAUGUGUUCACAAGACUUAAUGAAACUGAAAAGGCAAACAGCAUUUUAUAUGACUGCAGUCUGUACAUUGAUGUGGGCGAUUGGAAGAGUCCAGUGACUUUUGAUAAGGCGGUGGAGAUCUACGGUUCUCUGCCAACACUGCUUGGAUCCAAAGGAGAGAGAGCAGUUCCUCUGAAGGUCUGGCUGUAUCCUUUGAAGAAACUGGACAAGAGCUCUGUGUGUGCUACUCUGAGUGGAGUCACUGAAAAUGUGAUGCAUCAAGCUGAGAACAUUAUAGGACAUCUGAGGAAACAGAUCAGGAUCUGUCAGGACAUGAUAACAGACUAUUAUAAUCUGACUGUGAUUACUAGGUUUCCUGCUUUGGAGGAAAAACUUCAUAACUUUUCAGAAUUUCUACAAGAGUACAUGACAGAGUUUCAGAGAAAAGCUGCUGAGAUUAUUGAAUCCAUAAAUGUCAAGGAAGGUGACAGACAGAAGAGUUUUCAAGAACUUAUCAGUUAUUGUAAUCAGUCUCCAUUCAAUCCAGAUCACACACAUCAUUGGCUUGAGAAGAAAAAAAAUGAUCUGUUGGUUUUAAAUGAGUGCAGAGCAGUGAACAUGACUAUUGUGAAAUCACAGGAGGAGCUUCAGCGUGUCAUUAAUGAUCCUCAAAUGAACCAUGUAUUCUGCUUCACUAUUUCAUCAAUGGAGGCUGAAGAUUAUUUUCCCAAAGAUCUGAAGCAGCACAUUAAAUUAAUGAAAAAGUGCACAUUGACCACAUAUGAUAGUAUAAAGCUAGAAGAUUCACUGCAGUCAAUAAAGCCUGUUUGUGUCAGUCAGAAAGUACUCUCCGACUUAAAAGUAUUCAUUGCUGCCAAAGAGACAAAUGAAGAUCCAAAGCAAACCAAAUUCAUUGCUGCAUUUCUACCUGAUGAUAGUUUUCCAGAAUACUCUGUGCAAUUUUAUCAUGAUGGUAGGAUUGUGAGUAAUAAUGUGAAGCUAGGAACAAAACCAAAUCUUGCCCAAAUAGUUCAGAUAAAGCACACCAGUGUUUCUCUGAAACUGAAUCAACCACAAACCAAAAACAAGAGAUAUGUGGUAGAGACCAGGGCUUUAAAUGAUGGUGGAAUGAACAACAACACAUGGAAACAGAUAAUUGUUUAUACCAACAUUUUCAAGGAAAUCUGUUUGAUUUUAAAUCAUCAAUAUCAGUCCGGCCAUCAAUAUCAGCUGAGGUAUUCAGUUAUUGAGCAGGACUGUAUGAGCAACUUUAGCCAGAUUAUGAGCUUUCAGACAGCUGUUGCAGCAACACCUGGACAACCCUUUGUGAAUAAACUGAACAAAAACACUCUCAGAGUCACCUGGUUGAAAGCUGAAACUGAUGAAGAUUGUCCAGUGCUGCAGUAUAUGGUUGAGUAUAAAGAAGCUGGACUGGAGGGCUGGUCAUCAGUACUAACUCAAGGACCUCAGUGUGAAUGUACUUUAACUGUUCCUCACAGCACCUGCUAUAGAGUCAGAGUCUCUGCUGUCUAUGAGGACAUCACCAGCAAACCUAGUGUGGAAACACCAGUACCAGUAGAUGUCUGGAGAAUAAACCUCUCAGAGAGAAAGAGCUCCAUCCUCCUAGAAGUGCUGAAACUCCAAACAGAGAAGAAACCAGUAGAGCUGAUAGACUGGACAGAUGAAGAGAGUGAAGUGAGGGGAUUCCUCCAGUGUCUGCCCUACAUCUCACAGCUCAGAAUUCAUGAAUAUAAUUUGAAUUUUGAGAUGAAGAAAUCUGUCCAGUUUCUGCUGAAUCUGACUGUUGUAGCUUCAAAAUGUGUUACAACUACAGGAGAGAAUUUCAUUGAGCUGUUAACAUCUGUGUGCAGCUACAGAUCAUUUCUCUGUUAUGACGAUGAUGAGAUUUAUGAUGAGCAUCAAGAUGAACACUGUGAUUUCCUGCUGGAUCUGUGUUCACAUGUGAAGGACUAUGAGACUCAAACAGGCAGGAGUGUCCUUCCAGCAUUACAGACAAUUUAUCAGUCAGCUCCUGCAGUCUGGAGAAUAAACCUCUCAGAGAGAAAGAGCUCCAUCCUCCUAGAAGUGCUGAAACUCCAAACAGAGAAGAAACCAGUAGAGCUGAUAGACUGGACAAAUGAAGAGAGUGAAGAGAGGGGAUUCCUCCAGUGUCUGCCCUACAUCUCACAGCUCAGAUUUAUUGAACCACAGAAUAAAGCAGCUGAAUCAUGGGAGAAAAGAAAGAGAUUAUUCAUACUGGAUUUGUGUCUGCAAGCUGCUCUCCACCAAAAAAAGACAACAAAAGAAACUGUGAAGAAACUGCUGUCAUCUGUGAAUUAUGAGAGAUGUGAUUUCCUGCUGGAUCUGUGUUCACAUGUGAAGGACUAUGAGACUCAAACAGGCAAGAGUGUCCUUCCAGCAUUACAGUCAAUUUAUUGUUCAGCUCCUGCAGUCUGGAGAAUAAAGCUCUCAGAGAGAAAGAGCUCCAUCCUCCUAGAAGUGCUGAAACUCCAAACAAAGAAGAAACCAGUAGAGCUGAUAGACUGGACAGAUGAAGAGAGUGAAGAGAGGGGAUUCCUCCAGUGUCUGCCCUACAUCUCACAGCUCAGAUUUAUUGAACCACAGAAUAGAGCAGCUGAAUCAUGGGAGAAAAGAAAGAGAUUAUUCAUACUGGAUUUGUGUCUGCAAGCUGCUCUCCACCAAAAAAAGACAAUAAAACAAACUGUGAAGAAACUGCUGUCAUCUGUAAAUUAUGAGAGAUGUGAUUUCCUGCUGGAUCUGUGUUCACACGUGAAGGACUAUGAGACUCAAACAGGCAGGAGUGUCCUUCCAGCAUUACAGUCAAUUUAUCAGUCAGCUCCUGCAGUCUGGAUCAUAAAGCUCUCAGAGAGAAAGAGCUCCAUCCUCCUAGAAGUGCUGAAACUCCAAACAGAGAAGAAACCAGUAGAUCUGAUAGACUGGACAGAUGAAGAGAGUGAAGUGAGGGGAUUCCUCCAGUGUCUGCCCUACAUCUCACAGCUCAGAUUUAUUGAACCACAGAAUAAAACAGCUGAAUCAUGGGAGAAAAGAAAGAGAUUAUUCAUACUGGAUUUGUGUCUUCAAGCUGCUCUUCACCAGAAAGAGACGAUAGAAGAAACUGUGAAGAAACUGCUGUCAUCUGUGAAUUAUGUGAAAUCUGAUUUCCUGCUGGAUCUCUGUUCACAUGUGAAGGACUAUGAGACUCAAACAGGCAGGAGUGUCCUUCCAGCAUUACAGCCAUUUUAUCGUUCAGCUCCUGCAGUCUGGACCAUAAAGCUCUCAGAGAGAAAGAUCUCCAUCCUCCUAGAAGUGCUGAAACUCCAAACAGAGAAGAAACCAGUACAGCUGAUAGACUGGACAGAUGAAGAGAGUGAAGAGAGGGGAUUCCUCCAGUGUCUGCCCUACAUCUCACAGCUCAGAUUUAUUGAACCACAGAAUAAAACAGCUGAAUCAUGGGAGAAAAGAAAGAGAUCAUUUAUACUGGAUUUGUGUCUUCAAGCUGCUCUCCACCAGAAAGAGACAAUAGAAGAAACUGUGAAGAAACUGCUGUCAUCUGUGAAUUAUGUGAAAUCUGAUUUCCUGCUGGAUCUAUGUUCACAUGUGAAGGACUAUGAGACUCAAACAGGCAGGAGUGUCCUUCCAGCAUUACAGCCAAUUUAUCAGUCAAUAUCUACAAUCUGGAGCAUAAAAAUCUCAAUAAGAAAGAGCUCCAUCCUCCUAGAAGUGCUGAAACUCCAAACAGCGAAGAAACCAGUAGAGCUGAUAGACUGGACAGAUGAAGAGAGUGAAGUGAGGGGAUUCCUCCAGUGUCUGCCCUACAUCUCACAGCUCAGAUUUGAUGGUGUUUUCUACAGGAAUAGAGAAAGUGUUGUAAAGUUUCUGCGGAGUCUGUUUGUUUCAGUAUCAGAAUUUGACUCAAGUACAGGAGAAAAUUUUUCUGGACUAUUAACGUCUGUGUGCAGCUACACAUCUUUCCCCUACAAAGAUUUUUUUUUUAUCUAUCGUACUGAGCAAUCUAAUUUCCUGCUGGAUCUGUGGUCACAUGUGAAGGACUAUGAGACUCAAACAGGCAGGAGUGUCCUUCCAGCAUUACAGACAAUUUAUCGUUCAGCUCCUGCAGUCUGGAUCAUAAACCUCUCAGAGAGAAAGAGCUCCAUCCUCCUAGAAGUGCUGAAACUCCAAACAGAGAAGAAACCAGUAGAGCUGAUAGACUGGACAGAUGAAGAGAGUGAAGUGAGGGGAUUCCUCCAGUGUCUGCCCUACAUCUCACAACUCAGGUUUGAUGACAUUUUCUACAGGAAGAAGGAACCUGCUGUAAAGUUUCUGCUGAAUCUCUUUGUUUCAGCAUCAGAGUGUGAUGCAAAUAAAGGAAAUAAAGAAAAUUACACUGAUAUGUUAAUAGAUGUGUGCAGCUACACAUCUUUCCCCUGCAGUGACAACUGCACUAACCGUCACCCUGAUCAGUGUGAUUUCCUGCUGGAUCUGUACUUACAUGUGAAGGACUAUGAGACUCAAACAGGCAGGAGUGUCCUUCCAGCAUUACAGUCAAUUUAUCAUUCAGCUCCUGCAGUCUGGAUCAUAAAGCUCUCAGAGAGAAAGAGCUCCAUCCUCCUAGAAGUGCUGAAACUCCAAACAGAGAAGAAACCAGUAGAGCUGAUAGACUGGACAGAUGAAGAGAGUGAAGUGAGGGGAUUCCUCCAGUGUCUGCCCUACAUCUCACAGCUCAGAUUUGUUGAACCACAGAAUAAUUCAUCUGAAUCAUGGGAGAAAAGAAAGAAAUUAUUCAUACUGGAUUUGUGUCUUCAAGCUGCUCUCCACCAGAACGAGAGAAUAGAAGAAACUGUGAUGAAACUGCUGUCAUCUGUGAAUUAUGAGAGAUGUGAUUUCCUGCUGGAUCUGUGUUCACAUGUGAAGGACUAUGAGACUCAAACAGACAAGAGUGUCCUUCCAGCAUUACAACCAAUAUUUCAGUCAACUCCUGCAGUCUGGAUCAUAAACCUCUCAGAGAGAAAGAGCUCCAUCCUCCUAGAAGUGCUGAAACUCCAAACAGAGAAGAAACCAGUAGAGCUGAUAGACUGGACAGAUGAAGAGAGUGAAGUGAGGGGAUUCCUCCAGUGUCUGCCCUACAUCUCACAACUCAGCUUUUAUAAAAAUGUUUUAUACUUUGACAAAGAGAAGAAAUCAGCUUUUCAUUUUUUGCUGAAUUUGUGUGUUGCUGCAUCAUCUACAGGAGAGAAAUUCACUGAACUUUUAACAUCUGUGUGCAACUACACAUCUUUUCCCUGUGAUAAAGAAUAUCGUGAUGAUCAUAAGUAUCAUAUUAAUCAAUGUGAUUUCCUGCUGGAUCUGUACUCACAUGUGAAGAACUAUGAGACUCAAACAGGCAGGAGUGUCCUUCCAGCAUUACAGCCAAUUUAUCAGUCAGCUCCUGCAGUCUGGAUCAUAAAGCUCUCAGAGAGAAAGAGCUCCAUCCUCCUAGAAGUGCUGAAACUCCAAACAGAGAAGAAACCAGUAGAGCUGAGAGACUGGACAGAUGAAGAGACUGAAGUGAGGGGAUUCCUCCAGUGUCUGCCCUACUUCUCACAACUCAGCUUUUAUAAAAAUGUUUUAUAUUUUGACAAAAAGAAGAAAUCAGCUUUUCAUUUUUUGCUGAAUUUGAGUGUUGCUGCAUCAGAAUUGGCUACAUCUACAGGAGAGAAAUUGACAGAACUUUUAACAUCUGUGUGCAACUACACAUCUUUUCCCUGUGAUAAAGAAUAUUGUGAUGAUUAUAAGUAUCAUAUUAAUCAAAGUGAUUUCCUGCUGGAUCUGUGUUCACAUGUGAAGAACUAUGAGACUCAAACAGGCAGGAGUGUCCUUCCAGCAUUACAGCCAAUUUAUCGUUCAGCUCCUGCAGUCUGGAUCAUAAACCUCUCAGAGAGAAAGAGCUCCAUCCUCCUAGAAGUGCUGAAACUCCAAACAGAGAAGAAACCAGUAGAGCUGAUAGACUGGACAGAUGAAGAGACUGAAGUGAGGGGAUUCCUCCAGUGUCUGCCCUACAUCUCACAACUCAGAUUACCUCCCAUACCGAAUGAAUACGUCAAAGAGACAGACUGGAGAUCGAGAUUAUUGGUACUUGAUGUGUGUCUACAAGUGUCUAUUCUACAGAAGGAAAUCACAGAUACAUUUAUGGAGACUUUAUAUACAUACAUAACCUAUGGGAAUUGUGAUUUGCUACUCGAUAUGUACUCGCAUGUGAAGGACUAUGAGACUCAAACAGGCAGGAGUGUCCUUCCAGCAUUACAGCCAUUUUAUCGUUCAGCUCCUGCAGUCUGGAUCAUAAACCUCUCAGAGAGAAAGAUCUCCAUCCUCCUAGAAGUGCUGAAACUCCAAACAGAGAAGAAACCAGUAGAGCUGAUAGACUGGACAGAUGAAGAGAGUGAAGUGAGGGGAUUCCUCCAGUGUCUGCCCUACAUCUCACAGCUCAGAUUUUGUGACAUUAUCUACAAGAAGAGAGAAGCUGCUGUAAAGUUUCUGCUGAAUCUGUUUGUUUCAGCAUCAGAAGAAAAUUACACUGAACUAUUAACAUCUGUGUGCAGCUACACAUCUUUCCCCCACAGUGGAAACUAUGCUAACAGUCACUCUGAUCAAAGUGAUUUCCUGAUGGAUCUGUGUUCACAUGUGAAGGACUAUGAGACUCAAACAGGCAGGAGUGUCCUUCCAGCAUUACAGUCAAUUUAUCGUUCAGCUCCUGCAGUCUGGAUAAACCUCUCAGAGAGAAAGAGCUCCAUCCUCCUAGAAGUGCUGAAACUCCAAACAGAGAAGAAACCAGUAGAGCUGAUAGACUGGACAGAUGAAGAGAGUGAAGUGAGGGGAUUCCUCCAGUGUCUGCCCUACAUCUCACAACUCAGAUUUUGUAACAUUAUCUACAUGAAGAGAAAAGCUGCUGUAAAGUUUCUGCUGAAUCUGUUUGUUUCAGCAUCAGAGUUUGAUGAAAAUACAGAAGAAAAUUACACUCAACUAUUAACAUCUGUGUGCAGCUACACAUAUUUCCCCUAUUAUUAUCGUUAUUAUACUGACUAUCAGCAGUGUGAUUUCCUGCUGGAUCUGUGUUCACAUGUGAAGGAUUAUGAGACUCAAACAGGCAGGAGUGUGCAUCCAUCAUUACAGUCAAUUUAUCGUUCAGCUCUUGCAGUCAGGAUAAACCUCUCAAAGAGAAAGAGCUCCAUCCUCCUAGAAGUGCUGAAACUCCAAACAGAGAAGAAACCAGUAGAGCUGAUAGACUGGACAGAUGAAGAGGGUGAAGUGAGGGGAUUCCUCCAGUGUCUGCCCUACAUCUCACAGCUCAGAUUUGUUAAACCACAAAAUAAAACUGCUGAAUCAUGGGAGAAAAGAAAGAGAUUAUUCAUACUGGAUUUGUGUCUUCAAGCUGCUCUCCACCAGAAAGAGACACUAGAAGAAACUGUGAAGAAACUGCUGUCAUCUGUAAAUUAUGAGAGAUGUGAUUUCCUGCUGGAUCUGUGGUCACAUGUGAAGGACUAUGAGACUCAAACAGGCAGGAGUGUCCUUCCAGCAUUACAGUCAAUUUAUCAGUCAGCUCCUGCAGUCUGGAUCAUAAACCUCUCAGAGAGAAAGAGCUCCAUCCUCCUAGAAGUGCUGAAACUCCAAACAGAGAAGAAACCAGUAGAGCUGAUAGACUGGACAGAUGAAGAGAGUGAAGUGAGGGGAUUCCUCCAGUGUCUGCCCUACAUCUCACAGCUCAGAUUUUGUGACAUUAUCUACAAGAAGAGAAAAGCUGCUGUAAAGUUUCUGCUGAAUCUGUUUGUUUCAGCAUCAGAGUUUGAUGAAAAUACAGAAGAAAAUUACACUCAACUAUUAACAUCUGUGUGCAGCUACACAUAUUUCCCCUGUGAGGAGAAUGAUGAUGAUGAUGAUGAUACUGAGUAUCAGUGUGAUUUCCUGCUGGAUCUGUGGUCACAUGUGAAGGACUAUGAGACUCAAACAGGCAGGAGUGUCCUUCCAGCAUUACAGCCAAUUUAUCAGUCAGCUCCUGCAGUCUGGAUCAUUGACCUCUCAGAGAGAAAGAGCUCCAUCCUCCUAGAAGUGCUGAAACUCCAAACAGAGAAGAAACCAGUAGAGCUGAUAGACUGGACAGAUGAAGAGAGUGAAGUGAGGGGAUUCCUCCAGUGUCUGCCCUACAUCUCACAGCUCAGGAAUGCUGAUCAGUUCAUCCCUUCACUGUGUAAAGUGUUUGGACCGAGAGUGAAGGCAGAUCAGGUGACUCCUCUGCUUCAAGCUUUAGACUUCACCGUCACUCUGAGUGGAAAAUUACCCAGCAGCACCUGCAGAUCUGUGGGGAGAGUUCUGGGCCGUUCACCCUCCAAACUAAACCUGACUCUGAACACAAGCGUCAUCUCUCUCAGAGGACUCAAACUGCUCUUCAACCACAUCACACACCUGCAGAAACUAAGUGUGGAAGACAAACUGUUAGUGAAGAUGUCCAGAGCACUGAGGUCAUUGAAUGCUCCUUCACUGACCACAGAGGAGUUUUCACUGCUCACAAAAGACUCAAAGCAAAAUCUCUCUCAUAUCCUGAGCAGCUUGUCGUCUCUCCUGAGACUGUUGUCUGUUCAGUGUUUGGAUCUCACUGAGUGUAAAUCAGAGGCUCUGUCUCUCACGGCUCUGUUGAGUCUCCAGGAACAUCUGACUAUCAGGUUCUCUAAAGAGACUCUUCAGCAGCUGGUUUCACUGGUGUAUGAAGCACAGGAUGAUGAACUGACACACUCUUUCCUGAAGAAGGUGUCUAAAGAUCUGACUUCCUGCUCACUGACCUGGGAACAGAUUCAUUACCUGCUGCAGCAUCAAGCUCUGAAUCUGAAGUUGGACUUUAGAAAGAGCAAAAUCACCUGUGAAAACAUCAGAGAACUUCUGCUGGUGUUAGACAGAAUCCAGCUGAAAAGGUUGAGCCCCAGCUUUACUCUGUCCAUCAUUAUGGAGAUUUAUGAGACUCGUUUUCCUCAGUAUGUGUCCAGUCUGAUGAGUUCAGCAGGAAAUGACAUCAACCUUAGCGGCAGAGUGUUGGACUCUGUUCAGUGCGCUGCCCUGCGCUUCACUCUAGAGCACUGCAACACUGUCAAACUCAAUCUGCUCUGGACCUCCAUACCAGAGGAGGAGCUGGAGAGCUUUCUGCCUUUGAUCAGCAGAGUCACACGGCUCAGUGUUGACAGGCUGCUGCUGCUGAAGCUGCUUCAUUCCUGCAGAUCCUCUGAUCUCCAGCAGGAGGCAGCAACUGCUCUGCUCCCUGCUCUUCACAACAGACUGGACUUCUCCUGCUGCUCCGCUCUGGAUUUAACAGACACACGGAGAAGGCAAAAACAUUUGAAACUAACAAAUAAAGACUGUAGAAUAAUCUCAUCUGUGCUUCAGAAAACCCAAAGUGUUGUGAAGCUGAUUUUACAGGACUGUGAGAUCUCUGAUACAGCCCUGAAACAACUUUGGCCAAUCCUGCCUCAAGUCCAGCUGAGCUGCAGUAAAGCUCUGCUGCUGCAGUUUCUGGCUUGUAUCAGUAAAGGUGGAUCUCAGAGAAGCUCUUUGAGGAGGACUGAGGCUCUUUCACAGGCUUUGGGAGGAGAGAUGGACCUCAGUCACACUCAGAUGGACCAGAGCGCUUGUGAACAUCUGGCGCUGUUUCUGGAAUAUUCUGAAGGGCUGAAAGAACUGGAUCUCAGUCACUGUAAACUCACUGAUGACUGCAUGAAGCCGCUGCUGCCGCAUCUGCACAAAACUCAGACUCUGGACCUGAGUCACAAUAAUGUCACAGAUGAAUCAGCAGAGAGAAUCCACAGUGUCGUCUCCACUCACAGCAAUAUUCAGACUGUACGACUGUUCGGAAACAAAGUCAGUGACAGAAAGCAGUUCAUCGGAGACAAACGAUUUGAAAUAUGGUGAAGAUCCUGGACCGUAAAUGACUUAAUUCAUGAUAAAACAAACUGACUAUCACUUUGCAAAGCAAUGUUGUGGUAAUAAUGUAGAUAUAUUGCCUUAAUAUACAUAUUAGAGCAAGUUAUUUUUUAUGAAUGUAGUACUGAGUAUUUAUCUGUCUGAACUGGAGAGUCUCUGCUCACAUCAAGUUCAAGAGACUGAUGUUGUUUCUCCGUAUUCUGACCUGUAUUUUAUCAUUUGUAUUCCACAUUUAUAUUUCAGUUUGGAUACAAGAGUCUGCUAUAUGAAUACAUGUAAAUAUGAUGAUAAUGAACUCCAAUACUCAGUCUGUUUUACACUUAUUUGAGCUGUAAGGAAGUUGCGAGUGUUAUGGUUAUCAUGCAGUAAAAUGUAUUCUUAGACCCAACCUGAGCAAACAUACAUGUUGUACUUUGUACUUUUGUUUAUCAUAUCUUUAUCUUCAUAUCUCUAUAUAUGUAUAUUUGUUCAUUAUUAUUCAGUGUUCAUUUACUUAAUAAUUUAAUCGUUUUACUUUUUAAUGUAAUCUUGUGUUGUCUUCACAAUUAAAGAUAAGACAAUGUCUCAAUUUUAAGGUUUUCAUUAGCCUACAUGUUAAUUAGUAAUUUUCCUUUGCUUUGGUAUGAUAGCGCUUGUUGAAUUAGUGCUGGUCAGAAUAAGUUAGACUGAGCACUGGGAAAGACACAACUAAAAGAUUUUUCAAUAAACUCUGCAGAUGUUGUACUAGAA